AACCUGCACACCUGGAUGAAGGACGAGCCAGCGACCAAGAACCUGCUCAUGCAGCUGAGCUCUACCUUCAUCCGGAAGGAGCCCUUCGGCCUGGUGCUCAUCAUCACCCCCUGGAACUACCCGAACCUGACCCUGGUGCCCCUGGUGGGCGCCCUCGCAGCAGGGAACUGUGUGGUGCUGAAGCCAUCAGAAAUAAGCACAAGCACAGAGAAGGUCCUGGCCGAGGUGCUGCCCCAGUACCUGGACCAGAGCUGCUUUGCUGUGAUGCUGGGCGGGCCCGAGGAGACGGGGCAGCUGCUGGAGCACAAGUUUGAUUACAUUUUCUUCACGGGGAGCCCUCGAGUGGGCAGGAUCGUCAUGACCGCAGCCGCCAAGCACCUGACACCGGUCACACUGGAGCUGGGGGGCAAGAACCCCUGCUACGUGGAUGACAACUGCGACCCCGAGACCGUGGCCUUUUUCCGCUACUUGAACACGGGCCAGACCUGCGUGGCCCCCGACUACGUGCUGUGCAGCCCCGAGAUGCAGGAGCGGCUGCUGCCCGCCCUGCAGAGCACCAUAGCCCGCUUCUUCGGCGAAGACCCCCGGAGCUCCCCGAACCUGAGCCGCAUCAUCAACGACAAGCAUUUCCAGAGGCUCCAGGGCCUGCUGGGCUGCGGCCGCGUGGCCAUCGGGGGCCAGAGUGACCAGAGCGAUCGCUACAUCGCACCCACGGUGCUGGUGGACGUGCAGGAGACGGAGCCGGUGAUGCAGGAGGAGAUCUUCGGGCCCAUCCUGCCCAUCGUGAACGUGAGGAGCCUGGACGAGGCCAUCGACUUCAUCAACCGCCGGGAGAAGCCCCUGGUGUUGUACGCCUUCUCCAAGAGCAGUGAGGUAGUGAACGAGAUGCUGGAUAGGACCAGCAGCGGCACUUUCGGAGGCAAUGACGGCUUCACCUACUUGACUCUGCCAUCCCUGCCACUUGGGGGCGUCGGCAACAGCGGGAUGGGAAGAUACCACGGCAAGUUCUCCUUCAACACCUUUUCCCACCACCGCGCCUGCCUGCUCUCCCCCCCAGGCCUGGAGAAGCUCAACGAUAUCCACUACCCGCCCUAUCCUGACUGGAAACAGCGGCUAGUACGCUGGUCCUUGGGCCCCCAGAGCUGUACCCUGCUGUGAGCACUCUGCCCACCUCCAGUGCCCCACUCUCACCACCCCUCUGGCCUGCUGCUGCCAAGAUGCCCAGUGGUCUCUGAAAGGUGGAGUCUCUUGUCCUGGACUGCAAAGAUCCUGCUCCUGGGAUCUUGGACCCCUGACUGGGCAGGACCUCUGGGCCAUUGGGCCAGCGCCUUUCAAGGCCCAAGUCCCCUCUGCAGCCUUCUGACAGAUUUGUCGACCCUCUGCUUGGAUAUGUCUGGUGACGGAGAACUCAUCCCCUUGCAAGGUUGGGCAGCUCUUGUGUUUAGAAAGGACUCCCUUGUGUCAGAUCCAUAAAUAGGCUCCCAAAAUACAGAGCAAUUUCAAACAGC
Molecule: messenger RNA, 1508 nt
Organism: Equus caballus (horse)
Lineage: Eukaryota; Metazoa; Chordata; Mammalia; Perissodactyla; Equidae
Product: aldehyde dehydrogenase family 3 member B2-like
Biological process (GO): aldehyde metabolic process
Cellular component (GO): cytoplasm
Molecular function (GO): aldehyde dehydrogenase (NAD+) activity; 3-chloroallyl aldehyde dehydrogenase activity
Source: RefSeq, a predicted model, not a curated record